AUGGCUACUGAACUAGCUGGAGCUGCUAAUGCCGAGUGCAAGUUCGAAUCGAGAGAACAAGUGAUUCAUUUAAAACCGGACUUUGUUCUGCAUAAUUCGCUGUCUGGAAGAGGCGGGUUCAGAUCAAAGAGGCGUGUCCUGCCAAAGUCUACAUUCAUAACAAAUAAUCCGCUCAGAGCAAACGCGGUCCGCCCUCAGCUGGACAUUGCCCUGUCUAUUUUAGGUACCAUGCGGCGAGUGGCGUACUCCAUCAUGGUACUUUUACCGAUAUUUUGCUACUUUGUAUUUGCUGAUUCUCCCGGAGAAACAGCCCAAGUUGAAGAGUUCGAACUUCGCGACGAGCCUUUCGAAUACGAUAGCAAUAUGACCGUUUCACGAACAAAACGACAAUUUGGUACAUGCCCUCCAAACUGCUUCUCUCAGUGCACCAACAACUACCAGUGCCCAAGGCCGGCUGUAUGCAUGCAAGGCUGCUGUUGUCCAGACACUACAGUCAAUCUCGCAACUGCUUGCUCCGGCGGUCCAGCUGUAGCAGCAUGUUUGGGUGGUCUUUGCGGCCAGGGAUUCUUCUGCACAGUGAAUAACUUCUGCUGCCGUUGCCAGUCAGGAAAUACGACAGGUCCAUGCGUCAAUCAACAGUGUCCAGUCGGCUACAUCUGCAAUACAAACAACUACUGCUGCCCCAUAGGAUCAGGAGGAGUUCUGGGACCUUGCGUCAAUGGACAGUGCCCACCUGGCUACACCUGCGGCGCUGGAAACCUUUGCUACUUAACGUCGGGAUAAUUAUGUGCCUUUAACGAUGUGUUGUGAACUAUCUCGAUUUUUGUCUUUCUUGUUGAUUUCUUUAUUUGAAACUAAGUUAUGAUUUGUGCAUAAUAAUAAAUCAGAGAAAAAUGAUCGCGCGUGGUGCGUGAUCAGCAGGUUCGUCGGUAGAAGUGGCGAGAUUUGUAACCUUCUCUUGUUCGAUUGAAUCCAUCUGAAGUACAUCCUUCUUUGACUAUGUAAAUUAACUCUUGUUGUACGCAGCUGCAUGCGAGUUUGUUCGGUAACUUAGCUAAUUAGAUAAUUUUUGCUGUGAAGACUGAUAGUAGCAUCUAAUCUCAGCUCCAUAAAAAUAAGUAAAACUAAUUAGGUGC
This is a messenger RNA of Cylicocyclus nassatus, 1136 nucleotides long. The record is from the annotation of a GenBank genome assembly. Lineage: Eukaryota; Metazoa; Nematoda; Chromadorea; Rhabditida; Strongylidae.